UUUUGUUAAUGUCAUCAAAUUAACCUCAAUUAAGUUAGCCACUUAUUUCAAAACAAGGAAAUGGGCUCAAAAUGAAUUACACAAUUAAUAAGUGAUAAUGAAAAUUGUCUGAUGUACCGGUGAUAUAGAAUAUAACUAUUGAUCUUCAUUCUUGUAAUAUGGUGUUGAGGACUAGAGCCCCUUGUAUCCCACCAAAAUAUAUGGUUUUUUAUUUCCUCAUUUUAUCCAUAUCAACAUUGAUUAGUGUUGAUAGUUCUGAUCCUAUUAUCUAUGCGGUAAAUUGUGGUGGAGACGCCCACACUGAUGUUCUCGGCAUAAGAUAUGAGAAGGAUCCUCUUCAUGGAAAAAUAGGAAUUGCCUCCGAUUAUGGAAAACGAUUACUUAUUGGAAGGAUUCCACCAGAGGACCAUAUUUUAUACCAAACAGAAAGGUAUCAUACAAACACUUUCGGUUAUGAUAUACCUAUAACAUCAGAUGGAGAUUACGUACUUGUUUUGAAAUUCUGUGAAGUAUAUUUUAAUGCACCAAAUCAGAAGGUUUUCGAUGUUGUACUGAAUGGUGAACAUAUGAUAGUAUCAGAUCUGGAUAUAUUCGACAAAGUAGGUAGAGGUUUUGCUCACGAUGAGUAUAUACCUUUUAGAGUCAACAAGGGACGAAUGAUAUACAAUGAGGAAGAAUCAGAUAUAAGGGGCGGUAAAAUACGUGUCGAAUUCAUUAAAGGUAAUAAGGACAAUCCAAAAAUUAACGCUAUUUAUGUGGUGAAAUCCAGACUAGAAGAUGUGCCAAAACUGCCAGCUAUUCAAAUGGAACAAGAAAAAUUUGAUGAGCACAAAGAGGAACCUGAGGUUAUACCAAAAAAUCGACGACCUGCUGCUGUCAAACAACCCGAUCCAUACACAAUGGAUGAUUCUUCAAUUAUGCUUCCCGUUUUUAUUGCAAUAGGAGCUUUUAUUCCACUUUUAUUUUGUCUAUGUAAAUUGUGAUUUAUUUCUAUUGAAAUUUUGUGAUCACUUAUUUAAUUUCCUAGAUUCACACUGGAGAAUUGUCAAUUCAACUAGUCAAUUUCAGUAAAACACCUGGUUGAAUAUGAAUAAUUGAUAUUGAAACCUAGAUUAGGUUUUUUAUAGGAUAAUGAAUUUCUCAAUGGAAGAUUUGUAAAAUGAGUAUUAUUUGUCUUGUCUAUCUGUUGUAGUAAUUGUUGAAUUGGUAUUUUCUUGUUAUGAAACUGAAUAAUAGUUAUCUUGACACACGUUCCGAUUUUCCUAUAAUUGGUGAAGGUUGAAUAGUGGUAGAAAAACUGAAAUUCAAUAGCACCAAUAAAAUUGAGAGAAUAAAAUGUUUGGAUAAA
Molecule: messenger RNA, 1348 nt
Organism: Harmonia axyridis
Lineage: Eukaryota; Metazoa; Arthropoda; Insecta; Coleoptera; Coccinellidae
Product: malectin
Exons: 1
Coding region: 159-983 (274 amino acids)
Cellular component (GO): membrane
Molecular function (GO): carbohydrate binding
Source: RefSeq, a predicted model, not a curated record